GGUCGGCCUAGAAACGGUGCUUCGGUUGAGAAUCUCUGCAGCGCUAACAGUUGUGACACUUUUACCCUCUCCACCGACGCUUUCGACGUCAUCGCCAAACACGACGCCGGUCGUGUUCAGAUCACUUACAAACGCAGACUGCGGGAGAUGGCGAGGCGGUUGCGGACGAGGCCAAGGCUGGCGCUGGUGUGA
Linum tenue is the source of this 192-nucleotide messenger RNA. NCBI's taxonomy places the organism in Eukaryota, Viridiplantae, Streptophyta, Magnoliopsida, Malpighiales, Linaceae. The record is from the annotation of a GenBank genome assembly.